Mercurialis annua (annual mercury) is the source of this 1289-nucleotide messenger RNA. Its product is annotated as nuclear transcription factor Y subunit B-3-like. Gene Ontology annotation, cellular component: nucleus; CCAAT-binding factor complex. NCBI's taxonomy places the organism in Eukaryota, Viridiplantae, Streptophyta, Magnoliopsida, Malpighiales, Euphorbiaceae. The record is from RefSeq and is a predicted model, not a curated record. Gene Ontology annotation, molecular function: protein heterodimerization activity; DNA-binding transcription activator activity, RNA polymerase II-specific; RNA polymerase II cis-regulatory region sequence-specific DNA binding. The transcript has a single exon. Bases 484 to 1026 code for a protein of 180 amino acids. Gene Ontology annotation, biological process: regulation of transcription by RNA polymerase II.
AGCUCGUAAAUUAUCUUCGUGUUCUUGUGAUAAUAUAUAUACAUACGUGAGUAUGUAUGUAUAUUAUAUUUGGAGAAUUAAUUAAUUCUACAUUUCUUGUAAGUCAUUCUGCAUUAAAUUCAGUAAUUUUGCUUUGAUCAGUUAUUAUUUUUCUGCAAUUAAACAUUUUGUAGUUUAUUUAAAUUUAUUUUCAGUGUCACUGCCAAAACUGUAUAUAGAGCUCGAUUCGAUUCGAUUCUUGAUUCCGAUCUCUAUAUUUAGUGUCUAAAAUAUCAUUUCCGAAUUGUUUUAACCCUAUAGUUACGUAGAUUAAUCUCUUUAAGCUUUCUUGAUUUUACUUCAUCAAAGAAAAUAUAGCUUUCUUGAUCUUAAUUCUUCCAUUCUUCUUGAUGUAAUAUAUAGUUUUCAUCUCCUCAAAAUAUAUUUUUAAUAAUAUCAGUCUCUACGAUAAAAAAAAAACCCUAAACUUGAUACGUAUUAGUUAUGGCAGACUCGGACAACGAGUCAGGAGGAACUCAAAACCCGACGAACUCAUCAAACAAUGACUACGUGUUAUCUCCGAGAGAGCAAGACCGUUUCUUACCGAUAGCAAAUGUUAGCCGGAUAAUGAAGAAAGCGCUUCCGGCGAACGCUAAAAUCUCCAAAGAUGCUAAAGAAACACUUCAAGAAUGUGUGUCGGAGUUCAUCAGCUUCGUCACCGGAGAAGCCUCCGACAAAUGUCAGCGGGAGAAGCGGAAGACGAUCAACGGCGAUGAUCUUCUGUGGGCAAUGACUACGUUAGGGUUUGAGGAUUACGUUGAUCCCUUGAAAGUUUACUUGCAGAGGUUCAGAGAAAUGGAAGGGGAGAAGAAUGCUGUAGUGCGUGAUAAGGACGCGCCUGCUAAUGGAGGUGGGUAUGGUGUUGAUGGAUAUGGUGGCUUUGGAGGAUACGUGUACGGUUCCGGUGGAGGGUACUUUAAUCAGAUGAGUGGUGGUGGUGGGCCGGAGUAUAGUGGGCCUGGUGCUAGUUUGGGUAGGCCCAGGUAGGUUUUAUUGAUGGCCUGUUUGUUAGGAACUGGGUGUGAUAAUCUUGGCCCAUGUUACUGUGAUUUGAUUGGCUGAUGAGGUACAAUAUCAUCAGAUGAUGUACACGUGUACGGUUCUUGUAAGUAAUCAGAUUUCUUCGAUGCAUUAUGUGUAUAUACAUGUAAAUAUAGAUAUAUGGUGAUAGAAAGCCAAAGAUAAUCAUAUAAUAGGAUAAUUGUGUAUUGUAUAUCAUUUUUGUUGUUUUAAUUAAACUAUGUUACUGA